Gossypium arboreum is the source of this 2246-nucleotide messenger RNA. Its product is annotated as BURP domain protein USPL1-like. The transcript has 3 exons. Bases 870 to 2063 code for a protein of 397 amino acids. The record is from RefSeq and is a predicted model, not a curated record. NCBI's taxonomy places the organism in Eukaryota, Viridiplantae, Streptophyta, Magnoliopsida, Malvales, Malvaceae.
GAGUUGUUUCUGAUAAAAGAAUAUGGUAAAUUAUUUAGUUGGUCACCAAAUUUUUGAAUAUUUUUAUUUUGAUCACCCAAAUACUUACAGCUUCCACAUUCUUCUUCUUCCUUUGCUCCCUAGUUCCAGCUGCAGUCUCUUGCCCAUAAUAAUGGGUUUCGCCUAGUUUCUGGAGACAGUCAAUCUGUUUAUCAGAUACUUGUUGGAUAUAUCAAGUUGCUGCUUUGGUUCAGUAUUAAUGGCCUCUCUCAUGUUCUAAAGGGUGAUUCAAAUCAGAGUAAAAGCAGCGAAAAAGAAGUAUGUAAGUUAAUAAAAGGUUGAACCCCAUGGAAGUGGAGCAAGUGGGGGUAGCAGAGCUAGACUUUUUAGAACCCAAUAUCUGGUGGAGUGCACAGUGCAACUUCAGCCAUGGAGUACGUUGGCCGGUCUUAGUUGUUCGUAAUCUGAUGGGACAAGUAUGGUUGAAGCAGGGGGUGGCGUGGAGGGAAAAAAAUGGGUCAAGGAAGAUGAUGAACACUAAUCGGGAGUCAAAAAAUAGUAAAAGAUGAUGAUGUGACGUGCACCAUCAGCAGUUGAUUAAAAUGUUUAAUUAUUAUAAUGGUAGUGGCUAAAUUGUAAAUAUUUUUAUUUAGAUGUCUAAAAUGAAAGUGUCAAAAAAAAUUAGAUGACCGACAUUAAAAAUAAAAAAACCCCCAGGAAUUAGAAAAAUAAAAAAGCUAAAUUUAAUAAUAAAAUUUUAUGUCCACAUUGGUGGGGCACAGAUAGGGGCCAAAGGAUUUUUAUUCUUCUCCAUGCUUAUAAAUGUGUUCUGACCUUCGAAACUUUUCAGGCCGAGAACAUCAAUAGGAGUGCUCUCAGAAUCAAAGGAAAUGGUUUUUCAAUUCAAUUUUCCAGUUCUUCUAUUAUGUCUUAUGUUUUUAAUGUGUGGCAGAGGCAAUGCAGUAAGGGAUUUGGAAGGGAAACAUGAUUUUGAAAGCCAUGGCAGAGACGACGAAGUGGAGAGUUUAGAUGACAAGUACGUUAGCGCUUACUUUCAUCAAACUUUUGAUUCUGCAAAUCACUUUGAUGGAGGUGAUGAAGUGAAGAAUUUAGAAGACAAAUAUUCAACGGCUUACUUCCACAAAUCGUUAGAUUCUGGAAACCAUGGCAGAGAUGACAAAGCAAAGAUAUUGGAAGACAAGUAUGCUACUGCGUACUUCCACAAGACUUCUGUUUUUGAAAACCAUGGUGAAGGUGACAAAUUAAAGAGUUUGGAAGAUAAAUAUUCCGCGGCUUACUUUCACAACACACAAUCUUCCAAAAUGAUGAAGGAUCACAACAUGGAACAUCACCACCAUUACCAUAACCAUGUUGAAAGUGCAGAGAUAGGCUUGUUCACCAUUGAUGAACUACAUACCUUUAACGUAGGGAAGAAAUUACCCAUCUUUUUCCCAAUAAAAAACCACUCUCUUUACCCUCCUUUAUUGCCUAAACAAAUUGCUGACACCAUCCCUUUUUCAUCUUCCCAAGUUUCUAAUAUUCUACGAUUCUUCUCAGUUUCUCCGGACUCCCCCAAAGGCAAAGCUGUUCAAGAUACACUCGCAAAAUGCGAACUCGGAGCAGCGCAAGGGGAGACCAAAAUCUGUGCUACCUCUUUAGAAUCUUUACAUGGUUUUCUAAGCAAUGCAUUUGGACCCCAUGUUGAUUUCAAGUUCAUAAGCACAAGGCAUCCCACCAUAACAACCCCACUCUUUCAAAGUUACACAGUUUUAGAAUCCCCUGAAGAGAUUGAAUCUCCAAAGAAAGUAGCAUGUCAUCCAAUGCCAUAUCUUUAUGCAGUUUAUUUCUGUCACUUUGAUGCCACUGAGAUUAAAGCUUUCAAACUCCGUUUAGUUGGUGAUGUUACGGGAGAUAAGGUGGAUGCUGUUGUUCUUUGCCAUAUGGAUACUUCAGGUUGGAGCUCUGAUCAUGUCGCUUUUCGCAUGCUUGGUAUUAAGCAAGGAAACACUGUUUGCCAUGUAUUUUCUCAAGGUAAUCUUGUUUGGAUUAAUCAGCCAUCGGAUAUCGCUGCCGGUGCCAUAUAAGUGUUGAACUGUUCGAUGUAGCACUCAUUUGCCACUACGUAUGGAGACCUUAUCACAAUAUAAGUAUUUAAGAGCUAGUCUUAUGUUCACUAGGUUUCAUGGUGUUUCGUUAAUGGUGUGACUUUCUAUCUAUAUUAAGUAUCAAGUAAUUAAGCAAUAAAAAGUAUUGCAUUAGAGUUAAAA